This is a messenger RNA of Hibiscus syriacus, 1873 nucleotides long. Its product is annotated as myosin-binding protein 3-like. NCBI's taxonomy places the organism in Eukaryota, Viridiplantae, Streptophyta, Magnoliopsida, Malvales, Malvaceae. The record is from RefSeq and is a predicted model, not a curated record. The transcript has 3 exons. The coding region runs from base 1 to 1803 and encodes 600 amino acids.
AUGGCAUGCGAGGUUAUAAAUUCAUGGACAUUCACUGGCCUAGUGGGCGCUUUCCUCGAUCUUUUCAUAGCUUAUACAUUACUUUGUGGAUCAGCCGUUGCUUAUUUCGCUUCAAAAAUUCUGGGUUUAUUUGGGCUAUCCUUGCCUUGUCCUUGUAAUGGAUUUUUUGGGUACCGAUACAAUAACAUUUGUGUCCAAUCCAAGCUAUUGAACGACCCAUCAAUUAAAAUUUCAUCUGUUCAAUCAUCUGCUAUGAGAAAGAUCCCCUUUGAUUCGAUCCGGAACGGUUUUCAUCGAGGAGGAGGAGAAGAAGAAGAAGAUGGCAAUUUGGAGAAAUGGCGAAAUUGUGACAUUGAAAUGGGAGGGGGGGAAGCCUCUUCUAGUUCAUGGCAUGAGAAAGGGAGCUUUGUGUCGAUUCCUAUGGGGCCUUUGGGUGGUCUUAGGAGGCGUGAGAAAUCUACUAAUGAUUUUGAUGGGAAGUCGUCGUUUUUGUAUGAUCCUUUUGUUGGUUCGAAUUUGAAUUCUUCUGCUGGUGUUGGUGGUAAGCUUGAGACCAUGGCUAGCACCACUUCGAUUCAUUCUGAAGAUGGCAAGGAAAGCUUGAAAGAGCUUAAACAACGUUCUCCUCUGAUUUUCGAAAUCGUUGAUGAACCUUUUGCCGUGGCUAAGAAGGAAUUAGCGGUGGUUGAGUCCCAGUGCGCCGGCGACGAUAAAAACGCGAUUCGAGUCUUAGAACAAGCUCUGGACGAAGAGCAUGCCGGUCGUACUGCUCUGUACUCGGAGCUCGAGAAGGAGAGAAUAGCUGCUUCUACUGCUGCGGAUGAGGCUAUGGCAAUGAUACUGCGCUUGCAAGAGGAGAAGGCGGCCAUGGAAAUGGAAGCUAAGCAAUAUCAGAGGAUGAUUGAAGAAAAAGCUGCGUUUGAUGCUGAAGAAAUGAACAUUCUGAAAGAGAUUUUAUUAAGAAGAGAAAGGGAAAAACUUUUCUUGGAGAAGGAAGUCGAAGCUUACAAGAAGAUGUUCUUCGACAAAGAUCAAUCGGAUACCGAUGUAUACGACAUGGCAGCUUCACAGGAACAAAUGACUUCAUAUGAGGAGCCAGUGUUAAUGUUGGAGCAGUUCCCUCAAUCUAUCCUGUCAUCGAAUCAGUCUCUCGAUUUUGGGAAACAGUUACUGAUUCCAGUACUCGGUGAAGAAGCAGGCUCUAUGAGUUCUACCAUUGAAAAAGAGCACAAACAUCCAUCGAAAAACGAUAACGAGAAUCUGUUAGACGAAGAGAUAAUCCAACCACUGGUGGAUUCUGGUAUCGGUCGAAAUAUCCUCGAUGUUCAUGUCGUUAAUGAAGAUAGCGAAAACAGAAAGGACAACAAAUCAGUUACCUCAACCAUUGAUGGACUAGAAACUGAACCGUGUAGGAAAAGAAACAGUUCAGACAGAUCUGGUGGGUUGCCACCACUUGAUCCUUCACGAGUCAAAUCUUUACCUUCGAUUUCUCGUCGAAAUUCCAUGUCUUCUUUCGAUUAUGAAAAGUAUAAAAUCGACAAUGAAGUCGGGUUGCUUAGAGAAAGGCUGAGGAUCAUACAGCAUGGAAGAGAAAAGCUCAACAUCCCUACAUGCCUCAAGGAAAGGGAACAAUCUCAGAUGCAACUAAUGGAAAAUAUUGCAAGUCAACUUCAAGAGAUUCGACAAUUAUCUGUCCCCGGGAAGGCUUUGCGGCAGGCAUCUUUGCCCCCUCCAUCCUCUAAGGUUAUGUCAAAGAAAAGACAUCGACAAGCUGCUCCUUUAGGAGCGAUGAAAAGCCUUUGAAGGAGAGAAAGGCACUGACAGAAUUCAAUAAAUCGGAUGAGCUAGAUAAUUUGAUUGGUCGGAUCCAUUU